UCCCCGAACUCUAAAACAAGAAACGGAAAACACAACCCUAGAAUUUCAUUUUUCAAAUGUUGCUUCAUCAGUACCAUUUAUCAUCUCCGUUCCCAAUUAACACGCUAAAUUCAUCCCAAAAUCUCUUCCUCUUUUCAAAAUCCAACAAAACAAGCCCUAAUUUCUCAAAACCCUUUGUUACAAAUUCCUCUAAUACUUCCAUUACAACCAAAGCAGAAACUGUCAGUAAAACAGCAAUCGAAAGAAUCGCAGAAAAGCUUCGUAAUCUUGGAUACAUUGAAGAAAAUAAGGAAAACCCAGAACACAAAAUCAAUAAUCAUACUGGUACAGCUGGAGAGAUAUUCCUUCCGUUCACUCAAAAUCUACCUAAACAACGCGUUGGUUAUACUAUUGAUACUAGUUGGAGUACACCUGAAAACCCUGUACCAAGACCGGGUUCGGGAAAUGCGAUAUCGAGGUUUAGGGAAUUGAAAAGACAAGUUGUGAAGGAGAGAAGAGUAGAAAGAGAUGAAAAUGAGAAGUUGAGAGAAGAGAAAGUACCGACAUUGGCGGAGCUGACUAUUCCUCAACAUGAAUUAAGAAGGAUUCGGAAAGUUGGGAUUGAGUUGAAGAAAAAGUUGAAGGUUGGGGUUGCUGGGAUUACUGAAGGGAUUGUGAAUGGAAUUCACGAAAGGUGGAGAAGGUCAGAAGUUGUUAAGAUUAAGUGUGAGGAUCUCAGUAAGUUGAAUAUGAAGAGGACUCAUGAUUUAUUGGAGAGAAAAACUGGAGGUUUGGUUGUCUGGAGGUCUGGGAGUAUUAUUAUCUUAUACAGAGGGGCCAAUUACGUAUAUCCGUAUUUCCUGACUACAAACACAACAGAUGACACUUCUGGUGAUGAGUUAGUCUCAUUACCUAAUGGGAACGAUGGAGUUACUGUCGAUGAAGAGACAAACUUAGUCUGCACAGACAGUGUAAAAUCUGGUUUACCAAUCGUGUCCAACAGAGAGGCAGGCAAAGCAUUAGUGAAAGGUGUUGGUUCUCCAAAUAAAGUGCGGUUUCUACUGCCUGGUGAAGCACAGAUUCUAGAAGAAGCUGACCGUAUGUUGGAUGGACUUGGCCCGCGUUUUAUUGACUGGUGGGGAGUUGAGCCAUUACCCAUUGAUGCUGAUCUUCUACCGGCUAUCGUCCCUGGUUACCGGAGACCCUUUCGCCUUCUUCCAUAUGGGAUAAAGCCCAAGCUAACUGAUGAUGAGAUGACCAUUUUAAGGAGACUUGGCCGCCCUUUACCAUGCCAUUUCGCCCUGGGGAGAAACAAGAACCUUCAGGGAUUGGCUGCUUCAAUUGUGAAACUCUGGGAAAAAUGUGAGAUCGCCAAAAUUGCUGUGAAGAGAGGAGUCCAGAACACUAAUAGUUUGAUGAUGGCUGAAGAGUUAAAGCGGCUGACUGGAGGAACACUUCUAUCUAGAGACAAGGAAUUCAUUGCCCUCUACAGAGGAAAAGAUUUUCUCCCACCUGCAGUUUCUACAGCCAUAGAAGAUCGAAGAAAACCCAGAAUUCAUAGAGAUAAACACACGACACAUGGACACUCAUCCACUGAGAUAAGUCCUAGUCUUGCCUCCAAGGCAGAAAAUUCUACUUCUGCUGGUGAAUUCCAUGAGAAGAGUGUCCGAAAGGAAAGGAAGCCAAAGUCAACAAACGCAGUUAUGGAAAACACAAGCUCUAAGCUGUUCACGGUGUUAGCAAAGAAGGAGAAGGCAGAAAAGCUUCUAGCCAAGUUAGAGAGUGAAGCAGAGGCCCGAGAACCAGAAGUGGAUCGAGAGGGUGUUACAGAAGAAGAAAGAUACAUGUUGAAGAAGGUUGGGUUGAGGAUGAAGCCGUUCUUAUUGUUGGGAAGAAGAGGAGUUUUUGAUGGGACCAUUGAAAAUAUGCAUCUCCACUGGAAGUAUAGGGAGCUUGUGAAGAUAAUGGCUAGUGCCAGGGGACGUGAAGAUGUUUAUGGUGUAGCAAAGACAUUAGAAGCUGAAAGUGGUGGAAUAUUAGUGGCGGUGGAGAGAGUAGAUAGGGGUUAUGCAAUAAUUGUGUACAGAGGGAAAAAUUACCAGCGCCCUGCUGAUUUAAGACCUCAGACACUCCUAAAUAAAAAACAAGCAAUGAAGCGCUCUCUAGAAGCACAGCGCUGCGAGUCUUUGAAGCUUCAUGUCUUGAAGCUUGCCCAGAACAUUGACGACUUGAAAGUUAAGUUGGUUGAAGAAGAGUUAGAAAACUGCAAAAUAAACCAUGAGCCAUUAACAGAACAACAGAGAGAGAGAACCCAGUUUGAAGUGGCUCAGGUGAGUCAGGUCAAAGAAGAGUCAGAAGACUUGGAAAUAAACCACGUGUCAUCAACUGAAAAACAAAGAGAAACUACCCAGUUUAAAACCAGUGACAGCCUUGGUUCAGUUGUAAAACCCCAAAUUCAAAAGAAUGCUGGUUCAGUGGAAUUUACCGACAGCCCUAAGGCUAUGGAAGCUCAUGUAUCUUAUUUAACUUCCUUGCCAUCGGACCAGUCAAUGGAUGACCUUGAAGAAGACACUCAUCUGGAAAAACUGAUGAACUACACUCCAGAGUAUGAAGAAUUUGAUAAUACUGACCUAGAAUCUAAGCCUGAAGAAGUGGUUAGAGAAAUCCAUUCUGUAAACUUUCAAGAAAAGUUGGAAAGAAUCCAUGAAGAUUCUUUUCGUGGGAAUGUACGGUUACAAGGUGAUGCAGCAUGUGCGGUCACUGAUAAAGCUGAGGGUUAUGCUUCUGAGCCAGAGUCUGUGGAAUCGUCAGUUGAACCAAGGAAAAAUCAACUUGAAUCAUCAGUUCAGGGAGACAAAGAACAAAGGGGUUCAAAAGGAGUUCGUUUUAGAGCACAGCCCCUUUCCAACCGAGAGAGGCUGAUUUUAAGAAAGCAGGCUUUGACAAUGAAAAGGCGUCCUGUUCUUGCAAUUGGGAGGAGUAACGUCGUCACAGGUGUUGCAAAGGCAAUCAAGACACACUUCCAGAAAAAUGCUCUUGCUAUAGUGAAUGUCAAAGGAAGAGCCAAGGGGACUUCUAUUCAAGAAUUGGUUUUCAAGCUGGAGAAAGCAACAGGUGCUGUAAUGGUCUCCCAAGAGCCUAACAAAGUAAUACUAUACAGGGGAUGGGAAGAGGGAGGAGAGGAUCCGCGAGGUGGAGUUACAAAGGGUAAAGCAUAUUCAAAAAAGUCGUCAGGCAGAGUUGCUCGUAAUAAGAAUGUAGUUUCUCCUGAGCUGAUGGCGGCGAUUAGGCUCGAAUGUGGACUGGCAAGUAGCAAAGAAGCAACUUAAAAGAUAUGAAUCUGUUCCUCAAUUGAAAAGGUAAUAGUGCCAUUCUUCAUGCUUGUAUCUACCAGUGUCUAUGUUGUACUUAUAAGGUGUCCAAGUCCGAUUUUGGUCACCCUUUUUUUACCAUGGGUGACAUACCCACAACAGAAAAGAAAACAUUAAACUAUGCCAUGAUCAUAUGAACCCUCUGUGCUGUGGAUGUGUUCACUCUUGUUCAGAGAGUGAGUUAGCGAAGUCAAGAAGUCAAAACGAGAAUUAUUCCUAGGAUCAUGUAUUGUGGGUCCAAAUGGAGCAAUGUAAGAAAGUUACAUGGAAAAGCAAUGGAGUGUGUAUAUUCAAAUCUCUA
Messenger RNA from Papaver somniferum (opium poppy), 3651 nucleotides. Its product is annotated as CRM-domain containing factor CFM2, chloroplastic-like. The record is from RefSeq and is a predicted model, not a curated record. The coding region runs from base 57 to 3308 and encodes 1083 amino acids. The transcript is spliced from 12 exons. Gene Ontology annotation, biological process: RNA splicing, via transesterification reactions. Gene Ontology annotation, molecular function: mRNA binding. Lineage: Eukaryota; Viridiplantae; Streptophyta; Magnoliopsida; Ranunculales; Papaveraceae.